UUUAAGACGUUCUUUUCUAAAAUACGAAUUAAAAAAAAAUUUUUUUAGUAAAUUUUUUUCUUAUUUUGUUAGAAAGUUUUAGCAACAUUAUUCAACUUAAAAAACUGUAAAAUAAAUCUAUGUUUCAUCAAUUUCACUCAAUUUAAAACAUUAAGUGUAAAAAACACCCAAAAAACCUAGCGACGCUGAAUCGAUACAAAUCAAUCUGCUGAAUUAACUGCUAUACGCAACAACUCUUUAUAAUGGAAAAUAGAAAGUGCACAAAAAUCAAACUUGUUAUGUUAGUUGCAAUUUUGGCCGCCAUGGCCACGAUAUUAAGUUGGCUUAUAUAUGCAUUUUUCCUACAGAAAGCACCUUCAGAUGAUCAUCAACUAAUUCAUAUUCGUCAAGAAAUUGAUGAAUUUACUCGAGAAUUAUAUGAUUUGGAAGUGAAACACAAUCCCUAUUUGCUUAAAGUUAAUUUUCAGGGUAAAACUGAUACCAGCUCAAAAGAUGAUGUGGCACACAUACCUCUUUUACAGGUGAAUGAAACUGCUUUAUCAUUGCCUGAGUUAAAAACUACUUCAUUGUUGCGUCGUUUAUAUGAUAAUUAUGAACUGAAUACACUCGAUAACUGAAAUGUAACUUCAGAAGAAGAACAGGAAGAAAUGGAUUUCUUAAAGGCAAUUCUUGCUACUUCCGAUCAUGAACAAGACAAUGACUUUUUGAAUCGAAGCUGGUUCUUACCCUAUUCACGCAAACCGGGCGAUAACACUCUCAGCAGCACAGGUUUUGAACAUGUCUUCCUAGGUGAGCUACGUAAGAAAACUGUGCUCGGCUUACACAACUGGGUGUAUUUUAGUGAGCAAGAACGCCUAGGCCAUCUAGACUAUAAAGGCUAUAUUGAAAAGGAAACUCUAGAAGAGGGCUCCCAGUAUAUUGUCACAUUUCGCUCACAAUUUUAUAAUAAAACUAAAGCCUAUAAUGGCAUCUUUGUGGGUACUAGUCCUGAGCUGGAAAUGAGUUUAUAUACUGUUUGUUUUGUACUAAAAGCUGGAAAACCUUGUCACGUGCAAUUGGCUCGUUUGAAAUUUCAAAUAGUAACAUGGCCUUUGGAUUUUAAUGGCAAGAAAACUAUAGGUUCGGCAUAUGCUUCAAUUAAGGAAUGAAAGGGGAGGAGUAAGGA
Molecule: messenger RNA, 1165 nt
Organism: Lucilia sericata (common green bottle fly)
Lineage: Eukaryota; Metazoa; Arthropoda; Insecta; Diptera; Calliphoridae
Product: poly(U)-specific endoribonuclease homolog
Molecular function (GO): RNA endonuclease activity
Source: RefSeq, a predicted model, not a curated record